Alternaria hordeiaustralica is the source of this 699-nucleotide messenger RNA. RefSeq lists its product as uncharacterized. Lineage: Eukaryota; Fungi; Ascomycota; Dothideomycetes; Pleosporales; Pleosporaceae. The transcript is spliced from 3 exons. The coding region runs from base 1 to 699 and encodes 232 amino acids. The record is from RefSeq and is a predicted model, not a curated record.
AUGUCCAACCCACCUCAGUACGGACCUACCGCCCUACCUCAAGGCGCAAACGAUGGUGGUGACGGCUCUUCUCUGGACAAGGCGACAUGGGUAGCUGGUAGCGACAAGAACGCCAGGAGCUUCAUUAUACUCCAAGGCAAAGACUAUGUACGCUGCAACAUGGGGGAUGCUCUCCAGUUCUACGACUCCGGCUACCGCGUAUUCGACCCGCCUACUGGUCGCCGAGUCAAGUUCCAGUACACGCAACCUGGCCGUCCCAAGUUCGGCGCUUUUGAGCACCAGUACUGGGAAAUACAGAUGGAGGAACAUGCUUCUCUUGUGAGGGGCGAUCGCUUGCCUGGAGAGGAUCUGGAUCCUGAGGAGGAGUAUGAAUUCGCAGGAGAUUCUGUCUUCGACCGUGCUGAACAACCUCCUUCGACUCCCUCGAGGAGUACACGUGGAAACCUUGCUACUUCUCCUCCUUCUGGCGGUCGCGGUCGCGGCAGCCCCUCUACUCCUCGAGGUCCUAGCUCUGGUGGUCAGCCAGGAUCUGGCCGUGGAUCAGCUGGUCGCGGGUCCAAUACUCCACGAGGUCGCGGCUCAGCCGGCUCCGGACGAGGUCAAGGAUCUCCACAGUCACCAACGUCACCCUCCUUCGGCAAGGGUAAGGGUCCAGCUGGCUCUCCUAGCGGCGGCUCUCCCGGUUCUGGAGCGGCCUGA